CGGAAGCUCCAUUCAUAAAGCAAAUCCCCUUCCGUUACACGAUCGCCCUCUCUCUCUCGCCCUCUCUCUCUAACCAGCUAGGUAGCUGGAUCGCUCUCGGCAACAUACUCUGUAAUUUCUUGUUCUUUUAAUCUGAGGUUUUCAUUUAGAUUGGGAUAAUUGGAUUCGCUCUCAAGUGAGUUCUUGUAUUCUCUCAUUUCUUUCUGUAUUUUUCUUGUUUGUUUUUGUGGGUGUUUCUUGUUUUGAGCGCAGGAAGAGAGAGAGAGAAAAUGGAGGUCCUGGAGAUAGAUUGGAAGAACAUAGAUAGCAGGUUUGUGAGAGAUGAGAUGUACGAGAGCAUAAAGGCCCCGAAAUGGGUGGAUUUUUUGGAGCCAGAUGAAUCUGUUGAUGAUGAUGAAGCCUGGUUCUGUCGAGCUGAUUGCAGGCAUCCGAAGAGUCUCAGCGAUUUUCAGAGUUCUUCGCCCUUCGACAAGGGUAAGCAUCUUCGAUCCGGAAGCAGCUCGGAUCCCAUGCCAUUUGGAGAGAUAAACCCAAGGGACGCGAAGCUGAAGAAAAGAGGCCCUGUACCACGCCACAAUGACCAAUCAGAAAAUGAGGAACCCAAUUACAAAAGAACCCCCGAAACAAGCGGAAAUAUCAAAAACACUCCCAGCAAGUACCGGAAAAACAAAACUUUCAGCGAAAAACCUCGCGCAAACGAAAUCGCCGCAAAGAACGAAAAGAUCACCGAAACUAAGAUUCCUCAGCUAAAGAGCACGUUGUCCGCCCGAAAUCUCUUCGCUGGCCGAGAAAUCCUUCAUCAAAUAUCUGAGUUUUGCUCAGAACUUAAAAAACUCGCUCUCAAUCGAAAUUCCGGCGAAACAUUGUUACAUUCCAACAAAAAUUCAAUGGAUUCCAGUGAAAAUUCCGCCGAAAAAUUGAAAGAAAGCAAGAAAAAGAAAGUUGGAUUAUUUUCCGGUGAGAAUUCAAGCAAUUUCAGUGAAAAUUCCGGCAAAAAAUUGAGCGAAAACAAGAAAGAAAGAGUUGGGUUACUUUCCGAUGAAAAUUCCUAUUCUGGUAAAAAUUCCGGCAAGAACUUCACUGAAAGUUUCGGCCAUAGUUCUCUAAAAAAAAGUUGCGAUGGUGGGUCGAGAGAUUUUUCUGGCAAAUUUUCCCGUGAGAUCUCCUGCCAAAAUGCUCUGCAAUCUAGUGAGAAGAAGGCUUCAGAAGAGUUGGUUGAAUUUCCCGGCAAGUUGGGGUUGCCGGAAAACAAUAGAGGAGGAGGAGAGGUUGAGAAUAAAUGGCGUGGACAGAAGCAGAGGAAGAAUUUGAAUGGCAGUAGAUUAUUCAGCCCUGAAUCAUGGAGGAAAAGGAACAAUGAUGAGAAUUGCAGAAGUGGGGUUGAUAAUAUUAUCAACGGUGAUGAAGAGAGCAGCAGCAGCAGCUUAUUAUUAGUGAAGCCAUGCGGAGUACGGUCAUGCCCACCAACUCCACAGAAGUUCCCCUCUCCCGCCAAGCUUCGAUCUCCUACUCCUCAUAAUAAUAAUAGUACCACUUCUCCUCUCAAGCCAAUGAGACCACCACGCACGGAAAGAGGAAUUCUUGGAGAGAUUAAGCUGCACAAAAAAGACAUACACGACCAAGAUAAUUUUAGUUUUGCCGAGGAAGCCAAGAGUUUAGCCAUGUUUUGGUUCUUGAAGCCAUGCACUUAUGGGUAAGGUAGUUGCUAGAGGCAUUUAUUUUUUGAAUAAUUAUUUUAUUCAAUUAUUUUUUUUGCCAAGAUGGGGUAGUUGGUAGAGGCAUUUAUUUUUUGAAUAAUUAUUUUAUUCAUUUUUUUUUUUUGCCAAGAUGGUGGUUGGUAGAGGCCUUUAUUUUUUGAAUAAUUAUUUUUUAUUCAAUUAUUUGUUUUGCCAAGAUGAGGUAAGUCGAAUUAUAUUUAGUGUUGUGAGAGAAAUUUACUACAAAUUGACAUUUUAAUAUUGAUUUGUGGUGUCAUUCGAUUUUUUGCCCCUCUUGGAGAACAAUUAUUUUUUCAAUAAUAUGAAACUAUGUAAGUUUUUUGUGUGUGGGGGUGGUUUUCAUUCCCUCUUGGAAAUAAAAUAAAGGCUGAUCUCAUUCUUUUA
This is a messenger RNA of Amborella trichopoda, 2102 nucleotides long. RefSeq names its product interferon-activable protein. NCBI's taxonomy places the organism in Eukaryota, Viridiplantae, Streptophyta, Magnoliopsida, Amborellales, Amborellaceae. The record is from RefSeq and is a predicted model, not a curated record.